Messenger RNA from Cyphomyrmex costatus, 1226 nucleotides. Its product is annotated as RNA pseudouridylate synthase domain-containing protein 4. The transcript has 5 exons. Gene Ontology annotation, molecular function: pseudouridine synthase activity; RNA binding. Gene Ontology annotation, biological process: pseudouridine synthesis. The record is from RefSeq and is a predicted model, not a curated record. The coding region runs from base 93 to 1211 and encodes 372 amino acids. NCBI's taxonomy places the organism in Eukaryota, Metazoa, Arthropoda, Insecta, Hymenoptera, Formicidae.
AGCUAAAACUUAUCUCUAAUUUACUGAAAAUAAAUGGCAGUUAUAAUUCGUAAAAGAACGACUUGAAUUUCACAAAUCUUAAUUGAGAAGAAAUGAAGGGCGCUAUGACAGUACUCAGAAGCGUGCGGACUAGCGAGUUCGCAAUUAUUCGUACGUGCUAUAGGAAAUACUGUACCACAGAGAAUCAUAUGACGACAACAAAGCAGAAGGUGAUCCAUCCAUAUAGCCAAAUUCAUCCGUGGAAAUCAGAGAAUGAAUUUGCAAAUGAUUUGCUGAAGAAUGUUGUUUACAAUUCAGAUGGAAUAAUUGCAGUAAACAAACCAUAUGGCAUACCCAUGCUGAAUAGUAGGCCAAAUAUAAACGUACCCCUGCAUUUACAUCAUAAGAUUGUAGGAGCAAAAGAUUAUACUUUAAAUGAUAUUUUGCCAUAUCUUGCAAAGGAGUUAGAUGUACCAAUGUUAAUACCAUGCUUGGGAUCAGAAAAAUAUAUGAGUGGCAUAUAUGUUUUUGGAAUUAACAAUGAAGUAUGCCACCAAAUAAAUCUGGCAGCAAAACGAACUCGUGGUAAAUAUAGGAAAUAUUGGGUAGUCACAACUAGAGUUCCAAACGAGAUCAAAGGAAAACAUCAUUUAGGAAUGAUUUUAAAAGUAUCUGCAUUAGGAGAUAAAAAGCCUGUUAUCUUGACUCAGUGGAGUAACAACUCCUGGAAAAGGGACGAAGUCAAGAUAAUGAAUGUUGAUUAUAAAGUUAUAAGCAAUUCGACGCAUAAUUUAAGUUCGCUAAUAGAAAUUGUGUCAUCCUCAAGAAAAUGGCAUUCUGUUAGGUUAUUCACUUCCACUAUGUUGUACAGCCCGAUUCUCGGAGAUAAUAUUCACGGAUCACGAGUUCAAGAAGUCAUGGGUACAUGGUUAAAAAUCGAUCCUUUCGCUGAUUCCAGUUGGGAUUUACCAAAGCUAAAUCGACAAUUACUAGAUCUAUUAGAUAUAAAACCAAGUCAACAAGAAAUUGUUCCGGUUCACAUACACUUGAGAAGUGUACACUUAAUCUUUGGCAAAGAGCAAAAAGAUUUAAUAAUAGAAGCCCCUUUAAUACAUCCGUUCGAUUGGACUUGCAAGCAGCUUCAGUUUAAAAUCCCAGGUGAAAUCAGGAAUUCCGUUAAUGAAGAAAAUGAAGAAGAGUUAAUUUACAUGAAUGCACAUGAUGGCAAUUAACUCACAUACUAUGUC